Messenger RNA from Tachyglossus aculeatus (Australian echidna), 515 nucleotides. RefSeq names its product WD repeat domain 83 opposite strand (gene WDR83OS). Gene Ontology annotation, cellular component: endoplasmic reticulum membrane. Gene Ontology annotation, biological process: protein insertion into ER membrane. NCBI's taxonomy places the organism in Eukaryota, Metazoa, Chordata, Mammalia, Monotremata, Tachyglossidae. The transcript has 4 exons. Bases 66 to 386 code for a protein of 106 amino acids. The record is from RefSeq and is a predicted model, not a curated record. Gene Ontology annotation, molecular function: protein folding chaperone.
GCGGGCCGGCGGGCGGAAGAGGAGGCGGCCGCCACCUCCCUCUCUCCCUGCGCUCGGGCCCUGCCAUGGCCGCCAACAGUAUGUCCGACCCCCGGCGGCCCAACAAAGUGCUCAGGUAUAAACCGCCCUCCACCGACAACAACCCCACUCUGGAGGACCCCACCCCUGACUACAUGAAUCUUCUGGGAAUGAUCUUCAGCAUGUGCGGCCUAAUGCUCAAGCUGAAGUGGUGCGCCUGGAUCGCCGUCUACUGCUCUUUCAUUAGCUUCGCCAACUCCCGCAGUUCGGAAGACACUAAGCAGAUGAUGAGCAGUUUUAUGCUGUCCAUUUCUGCCGUUGUGAUGUCUUACCUCCAGAACCCACAGCCCAUGUCACCCCCCUGGUGAGGCUCCACUGUCUUCAGGACACCUUCCUCUGUCACCUCUCCCGGAGAAUCGGCCAGGAACAUCCUGGCCUAACUGUGGAGGGCUGGCGGUGGGGGCCGAGUUUGUGGUGACAGAAUCGGGGGUCGGGGG